AUGCGUACAGAAGAUCAACUAGCCUCUACAUCUGAAACACUUGGAAACAAGGUGCCUAUGGGAUCAUUUACUACAGCCUCCCUGUCAAUGUUGCUUGCCUUUGCACAUUUGGCAAUGACUAUAGCAGCAGUUGAUCCUGUUGCAGCCACUGGGAAAGAACCAGUCAUUGAGUUAUAUAUGCAUGACAUUCUUGGGGGCAGUAACCCAACAGCUCGACCUGUAACUGGCUUGCUAGGCAACAUAUACAGUGGUCAAGUGCCCUUUGCAACCCCAGUAGGAUUCAACACCCCACAAGGUGGGAUUCCCAUCCCCAAUGCCAAUGGUGCUGUUCCCACUAUCAAUGGAGUUUUUGGUACUCCACUAGGAACUGGCUUGGCUGGUACUUCUUUUGCAGGAAACUCAAACAACAACAACAACAACAACAACAACCAAAAUAAUGCACAGCUUCAGGUAGGACCUGAUGGACUGGGACUAGGCUUUGGUACAAUCACUGUAAUAGAUGAUAUACUAACUUCUCAACCUGAGUUGGGGUCCCAAAUAAUUGGGAAAGCUCAAGGGGUGUAUGUGGCAAGUUCAGCAGAUGGGACUAGACAGAUGAUGGCAUUCACAGCCCUGUUUGAAGGAGGGGAAUAUGGAGAUAGCUUGAACUUUUAUGGCCUGUACAAGAUUGGAAGUACCAUGUCACGAUUAUCUGUGAUAGGGGGCACAGGGAAGUUCAAGAAUGCAAGGGGGUUUGCAGAACUGAGAGGUCUUAUCCCACCAGGGCAAAUUUCCACUGAUGGUGCUGAGACAUUGCUGAGGAUCACUAUCCAUCUGAACUACUAAAACUGUGUUGUGGAAAUGUAAAAGCAAAUGGGUGCUGUUUAUUUAUCGAUGACUAUGACAUGAUUGGUCUUGUAUUUUGUCAGUUUGAUUGCAAAAUGUAUUUGAAAUCUUAGUUGUAAUCCCAAGAAACCAUAUUGUGAUUUGUUUUUCCUCUUUUUUAAAUGGUAAAUUGUGGCACUUGGUAUACUGGUGGUAUUCUAGAUUUCUAGUGCGUUUUAAAAAAAAAUUCUAGAGUAGGAUCAUUGGAUCAAGUAGAAGUAAUUUCUGGUCAAGACAAAAACAAUCAGAACGUUAAUGCUAUAAAAAGACAAAAAAUAGUUCAUUUGAGCAAACAACUACACUAUUAAUCCUUGUGUGUGUGAGCAUGCUUGUGUGAAAACUGAAAAGGCAAAGCAUGACCAACAUGAGAAACGCUAAUUUGCA
Gastrolobium bilobum is the source of this 1248-nucleotide messenger RNA. Its product is annotated as dirigent protein 16-like. Bases 1 to 825 code for a protein of 274 amino acids. The transcript is spliced from 2 exons. The record is from RefSeq and is a predicted model, not a curated record. Lineage: Eukaryota; Viridiplantae; Streptophyta; Magnoliopsida; Fabales; Fabaceae.